AUGGCACUAUCGAUUAAAUUUUUGUGGGUGGGUAUGGAAGCAGCGGGAGUGGGUGUGGCGGUUGAAGGCGGGCAUGGGAACAAUGUGAAAUUGUUGCAGCAGAAGAACCAGCAAGCGCAAGUGGGAACGGUGUCUCAGCUUCUCGCUGGUGGAUUAGCCGGUGCUUUUGCCAAGACCUGCACUGCUCCACUGUCACGCCUCACCAUCCUUUUUCAGGUGCAAGGUAUGCAAUUUGAUGUGGCAGUGUUGAGCAACCCUAGCCUUUGGGGUGAGGCUUCACGUAUUGUCAAUGAAGAAGGAUUUAGAGCAUUUUGGAAAGGCAAUUUGGUGACGAUAGCUCAUCGUCUCCCUUAUUCUGCAGUCAACUUUUAUGCUUAUGAACGCUACAAGAAUCUAUUGCAUUUAUUUAUGGGGGAGAAACUACAAGGAAAUACCAAUGCAAAUCUCUUUGUGCACUUCGUAGGUGGUGGUUUGUCGGGCAUAACAUCUGCUACAGCUACAUAUCCUUUGGAUUUGUUGAGAACACGACUUGCAGCACAGAGAAGUUCCAUGUACUACAGGGGCAUCUCACAUGCUUUUAAAACCAUUUACAGAGAAGAAGGGUUCUUGGGUCUCUAUAAAGGACUUGGAGCUACAUUGUUGAGUGUUGGGCCCAAUAUAGCUAUAAGCUUUUCUGUUUAUGAUGGCUUACGUUUUUUUUGGCAGUCCCGAAGGCCUGAUGAUUCUACUGUCAUGGUCAGUCUUGCAUGUGGCAGUCUUUCAGGAAUUGCAUCGUCAACAGUUAAGACUGCAUAUGCUGUUCCAGAUGUGAUACAUGCCAUUUUCUUUGGGAAAAUAAUUCUUAGCAGCUGCACUGUUUGUGACUACAGCGACAUUGACAAUGAUGUUGGUGAAAAUGGUGAUGAUAGUGCCCUUAAUCAUAUGAUUGCUUGUGUUGGCAUAAACUUUGUGCUGCUAGAAUUUGCAUGCCUGGUGACUUGGAUGUGGUCAACAUUUCCUUUGGAUCUUGUAAGGCGCAGGAUGCAGUUGGAAGGAGCUGGUGGUCGAGCACUUGUCUAUAAUACCAGUUUAUUUGGGACAUUUAAGCACAUAGUUCGGAAUGAAGGACUACGAGGUUUGUACAGAGGCAUUUUGCCUGAGUACUACAAGGUUAUACCAAGCGUGGGCAUUGUCUUUAUGACAGUUUCCAGGAAGCUAGGCAAUCUUAUUAGCAGUGGCUUGCAAGGUGAUGGCUCUGCUGGUUCUUCAUCUGGUGGCAUCAAUUCACAUCCUUGGGAUGCAGAUUAUCUCUUCCUAGCAAAACAGUUUAAUCAACUUGAUAACUUUCACCGCGGUUCCACACUAGUUGAAUAUUGUGUUAUCUCUUUUUUAACACCAAUGCAGAUCGGUUUAAGUGACCAUUUUGACAUAUUCCACUCACUGGUUCAAUGUUUCUUGGUGAAGUCAGUAACACUAUUGGGUGAAGACAAGGUUGUCUGCAUCCUGAGGUUUAGAGUAGCAUUUUUGGUGUUUCUAGCCUUGGGGUGCAGAUUCUCUCUCAUCACCAAUGCAGAACAGUUUAAUCAAUAG
Molecule: messenger RNA, 1569 nt
Organism: Sphenostylis stenocarpa
Lineage: Eukaryota; Viridiplantae; Streptophyta; Magnoliopsida; Fabales; Fabaceae
Source: the annotation of a GenBank genome assembly